UUUUAUCAGUUAUUCCCCUUGACAAUAAUGAAAAUGUCAACACUAACAAGGGCAGUACAGGCUGUUAAACCUCAUGUUCCGCUGAUCAGGUUUCCAUCAAGAUCGUCCAUUGAGGAAGCAAUGGGUAGUAUUAAAGGGUCCACUGCAGCAUCUGCAGCUGUGGCCUCACCACCUUCCUUCACAGCUAAACCACCAGCCAACUCAUACAGCGAUGUUGUACCAGCCAGGUUCCAGAGAAAACCAAUAUCAUUGGAGGAAAUGGAUUACAUACAGAGAGGUGGCCCAGAGUGAAGCUUGAUCAUACACUAGUCUAUUUAUUGAAUCCCAUUUAUACUGCCUGGCAGAAGCACUGUUAUUUUACUGCAUGUUAAUAGAUCUGUUACAUAAAUUUAUGAGUAUUCCUUGCUUUUGAAAUGAAUUAAAAUAAAUGAUAAAAUCA
Messenger RNA from Mya arenaria, 439 nucleotides. Its product is annotated as alpha-ketoglutarate dehydrogenase component 4-like. Bases 28 to 291 code for a protein of 87 amino acids. Gene Ontology annotation, biological process: 2-oxoglutarate metabolic process. NCBI's taxonomy places the organism in Eukaryota, Metazoa, Mollusca, Bivalvia, Myida, Myidae. The record is from RefSeq and is a predicted model, not a curated record. The transcript has 4 exons.